This is a messenger RNA of Monascus purpureus, 795 nucleotides long. Lineage: Eukaryota; Fungi; Ascomycota; Eurotiomycetes; Eurotiales; Aspergillaceae. The record is from the annotation of a GenBank genome assembly.
AUGUCCGCAUCCUUGAGAACGCCUCAACUCCGUCUCUUUCCCCUCAAAGACGAAUUCAAAUCAGUAUACUCGACUGCCCAGACGGUUUCGCGCGCCUUCUCCCAGGACCCUCUCAUCCGCUGGCUCCGUCCAAAUGGUUCUCCUUGGAGCGAGCCCAGUGCGGAGGUAAGCAAAUGGCAGUGUCGCCGGAUACAACGCGCCGUAGUAGACGGAUCAGUAUUCCGCGCGGAGCCUGUCAGUCGGAUAGAGAGGACAUUUCCGCGACGGGGGGCUAUUUCAUCUUCUCCUUCAUCGUCCACAUCGAUGGAGAAAGUAAAGGAGAUAAAAGCAGAGAUCAAAGAGGAAGAGGGGAGACAGUCUGCAGACGAUUCUGGAGCUGUAGUCAUCUUAUUUCCGCCUCGCUCACAGAAGAAGUGGUCUCUGCAACGAAUACUUCUGGCUUGUAAGCUCUGGUUCUUGGAUCUCUUGGACGGGGUCCAAGACGGGGGAGCAAAGGAGAGUAGAUUGGAUAAACUUAUGGAAGCCCAUGAUGCUUCCUUGUCCCGGCUUGGUAACCAAGUGAAUCUUUGGUAUCUUGAGGUCAUUGCGGUGCAUCCCGACCUGCAGUCUCGUGGACUCGGCGGAAUGGUUAUGCGAUGGAUUCUUGACCAUGUAGGCGAGCAGCCUGUGUGUUUGGAGUGCACGCGUGAGGAGAAUGUUGGGUUUUAUGAGAAGUUCGGCUUUCAUGUCGUGGAGAAGGUGGUGCUGGAGGAUGGAGAGGAUAAGGUGGUGUAUUGGAUGAUGUUGAAGGAGUGA